GGGACAGACCCCUCGGACCCGUCGUGGAAGCCGCUGACCUCCACCCAGUUACCCGCAGGCAGGGGAGUGACGAUGGAUCUGAUGCAGCGGCAGGUAAACGAGUCCUGGAGGGCGACAGUCGAGCAACGGGAGCAGAGGAGAGGGCUGCCCGGGAGAGGCACUGAACCCCGUCCCUUUGCCGGGGAGGGUCCACAGGACUAUGUGGAUGAGAUGCCUCAGCAGGGCACAUCAGUUUUCCCCACGGGCCUGUCGGGAAGGAGCCAAAUGCCUGGGAAGGGAGAAUUUCGGGUGAAGUUCAACGGGGACCCCAAACAGCUGUCUUAUUUCAUUACAAACGUAAGACACUUCAUGGAGGAUUUUGGGGACCAAUUCCCUUCAGAAAGCGCAAAAAUCCACAUGGUGGGGGCAAACUUGAAAGAAGCAGCUGCAGACUGGCUAAUGCAGAUGUAUGAUACUGGUGCCCGGGAGCUAGCCUGUCUGGAGGAUUUCCUAAGAGCCCUCCGUGAGAGAUUCGAAGACCCUUUGGCAGAGGAGAGGGCGAAGGCCCAACUCAAAAGGAUAUACCAGGGAGGAAGGACAGUGUCAGAAUAUGCCCUGGAAUUUAAAGCCACAGCGGGGAAGAUCAGGGACUGGUCCGACACCACCAAACUGGAAUAUUUCAGGGCUGGUUUAUGCUCUGAGGUGCUCGAGUGGGCUUUACACAGAGGAAAUCCAAGAGACUUGGAGGACUGGAUUUUGCUAGCGGGGCGCGUGGAGGUGGACCAACAGCAAAUCUCUCGUCGUCCAAGGGAGAGCAACAGAAUCAAACCCCCGACAGCAGCAACACGGCGCUUCUCCCCUCGUCGCGGAAGGUCGACCAGCAGGGAGAGGAGAGCAGGGAGGGGGGCCUGCUUCGCUUGCGGCCGCGAGGGACAUCGAGCGGCAGAGUGUCCGAAAGGGACAGGCGUGGAGACAAAAGGAGAGAGGCUUCACAGCCAGAAGCCACCCCACCAGAGCUCCAAACUAGCAAAAGGGAAAGCUGCCAUGGCAACGGAAACGGCUUUAGCCCCAGGGCAGCUUCAGGCAGAAGAGAUGGAGGAAGCGGAGGACCUGGAGUUACCGGGAAACGACUGGGAUCUGUUUUGAACGCCCGGAAACAGAUCGAACCACCAGAGGGCGACGGGGGUGAGUUGAGAAGAGUAAAUUGUGACAUUGUGAGAGUCAGAGUGAGGCUGUUGAACCCAGAGACAGGG
This is a messenger RNA of Anolis carolinensis (green anole), 1232 nucleotides long. RefSeq lists its product as uncharacterized. The transcript is spliced from 2 exons. The record is from RefSeq and is a predicted model, not a curated record. Gene Ontology annotation, molecular function: zinc ion binding; nucleic acid binding. Bases 73 to 1125 code for a protein of 350 amino acids. NCBI's taxonomy places the organism in Eukaryota, Metazoa, Chordata, Lepidosauria, Squamata, Anolidae.